Ipomoea triloba (trilobed morning glory) is the source of this 1447-nucleotide messenger RNA. RefSeq lists its product as uncharacterized. The transcript is spliced from 3 exons. Lineage: Eukaryota; Viridiplantae; Streptophyta; Magnoliopsida; Solanales; Convolvulaceae. Bases 16 to 981 code for a protein of 321 amino acids. The record is from RefSeq and is a predicted model, not a curated record.
UAUAGAUAUCCAUCCAUGUCAUGUCAUUGUCUUGUAGAAUCUUCUUCCCUACACAUCGCCGGUGAAGAAGAAGAAGAAGAGAAAAUAUCAAAUUCUUCAACUCGCAUUUCUUUGUCCACAGAAUUCGGAUUUCUCCUUCCAUCAAUGUCGCCCAAAGUCCCACCUGCUUCACUGCACGCUCUCGACACCUGUACAUUCCAACUUCACAAUUGGAGGCCCUUUCAGAUUCAUACUCGAACCCUAAACUCCGAUCACACCAAUGGAUUCCUUUACAAGCGCCCUUGUCGUGCGGAUCGGGCCACGUCGUUUCCGUUCGACGCAAUCGACUUCUCCAAGCUCAGUUUGUUCGACGACCACCGCCCUCUAUCUGUCCACAAGCGCGGCGGGCUGCGCUGGCGCGCUCGGAAGCGCCGCCGCAUCCGCGGGUCGCGAUCGGGUUCCGGGAGGAGCAGCGAUCGAAGUGGGACCACACGGCGGUGUUGUUCCGUCGGGGCGUCGGCGGCCAAUGGGACCUGCUCUGAUUUCCUUGUCACGGACUCGAGUGGGGAGUUGUUUGUGAAUGGGGAUGCGAAUUGGGCGUCGGAUGUUAGCGAAGCAAUCAGGAAUUUGAGGAGAGAGAGGGAACAUGGGAGCGCGGAUAAGGAGAAUUUGAGCUUCGCGUUGCAAAAUGGAAACUUUGACAGUCAGGGGUUUGAAUCGGGCUAUGGAAGUGAACCAGGUUAUCGAGGCGAUGCGGAGUUAGGAUACGGUAAUGAGUUCGAUGAAGAAGAGGAUGAUCAGCGGAUCUUAUUCUGGUGCCAUGAAUUUGGAGUGUCAAAACGGGAGAAGGUUGGUGAGAAUACAUUGCAAAAAGGUCAUCAUAGAUGGCGGCGAAGGAAGCACGAUUUAAAAAUGGUAGAUCUGAUGAGGUAUGGAUUGUUGUCAUUGUUUGUUGUUUGCGGUAUAAGGUAUGGAUUGUUGUCAUCUACAAGAGGAGUUUGACAGGGAGAAGCCUCUUUCUUUAACCUUUUCUUUCUGUGAGUAUUUCAGAAUACUUUUGAGAUUUUGAGUCUUAAUACUUUGCAGUGUGGCUCUGAUUACAGGGGCUUCGCUUCAACAAGUCAUGUCAGUAAGUGGCUGCCACUUUCUAAUCUUUGUUGUUGUAUAGAUAAUAGCAUGAAUUGAUAUGUACAUUUGGCGUUGCAAAAAGUGAGGUGAGCCGGUGAGGGAUGUUGUACAUACUUAUCUUUAUCAAAAACAUCUUUUGUUGCCUGCCUCCUGCCUGCUGCCUGCAAUAGAACAGAUUAUCUAGGUGAUUCGAUUCCCUGUUGUUAAAAUCUGCCUAGGUGGCCGGGAUUUUACCUUUAGGAAGACAUUAGUCGGGCAGCUAGCAGCUUAGGCGUCCGAGUCGGCUAAACUUGGCGCCCAAGUCGUCCAACUGAGCUGGGUGUUUUUUUUUGGUGUGCAA